UCUCCAGCGGAUUUUAUUGACCUGUCAUUAUCAUGAUGAUGCUGCCCUUGACCACCAGCCUUCCUCGGCGCCCGGAUGAGGCUCCUAACUACGAGAUGGCCCCGAUGGAACAUAAAAACGAGUUCAACCCUUAUGUGGAUAACGGCGGGACCUGCAUUGCCGUCCCUGGGGCUGACUACUGUGUGGUAUCUACUGACAAUCGUGUUAGUAAGGGUUAUAGUAUUGCGACCAGAAAUGGAUCAAAGAUCACCAAAUUGACGGAGCGGUGUGUGAUUACUACUAGUGGUAUGUUGGCCGACCAGAUCACCCUUCACAAGGUGUUGAAAAACCGAGUGGCUCGCUAUGUACAUGAGCACAGGCGGGAGCCUACUAUCGGUGCUGUAGCGCAGAUGCUUUCCAACAUACUGUAUUACAAGAGGUUCUUCCCAUACUACACGUUCAACAUGAUUGCGGGUAUUGAUGAGAACGGGCAAGGGAAAGUAUACGGUUAUGAUGCUAUCGGCUCCUUUGAAUCCAUCCCUUGUGGUGCCCAAGGCAGUGGCAGCUCUCUGGUACAGAGCAUCCUUGAUAACCAGUUAACGAAAGCUCAUCAGCAGUUGGCUUCUCAUGAGGCGCUCACUGAAGGGCAGAUGGUCGAGUUGUGCAAGGAUGUAAUUGCCUCGGCUACGGAGCGGGACAUUCAUACUGGUGAUUCAAAUACGGUAUGCACAAUCGAUACCACCGGUAUCAAGAUACAGACCUUCGAACUUCGGAAGGAUUAAGUCGCUAGUGUUCGUCAUCAUCCCUCGCUAAUGUGUGUUGAUAAGUUUCGCUGAUGACCUUUGG
Messenger RNA from Perkinsus marinus ATCC 50983, 825 nucleotides. RefSeq names its product proteasome subunit beta type, putative. Gene Ontology annotation, cellular component: proteasome core complex. Lineage: Eukaryota; Perkinsozoa; Perkinsida; Perkinsidae. The record is from RefSeq and is a predicted model, not a curated record. Bases 33 to 761 code for a protein of 242 amino acids. The transcript has 8 exons.